AUGCCAGUGCACUUCCGGCCUUUUCAGAAUGUCCGGCUUGUGCUAGACUGUACAGAAAUGGCAAUAGCCCAACCGAAGUGCUUGAGGUGUGCGCUGCUGACCUACUCCUUUUACAAAAAAGGAUUUACGUGUAAAUACAUGAUCAGCGUUACACCAAGUGGCGUAAUUUCUCAUAUAAGCAAGGGCUAUGGUGGCAGGGCCUCAGACAAAGCCAUUUUUGAGCAAAGUGGCGUGCUCGACUCCUUGUUGCCAGGGGUGGAUGCAAUUAUGAUUGAUCGUGGCUUUUUAAUUGAUUCAUUUUGUGAAGAUCAACUGAUCACAGUCAUCAGGCCUCCCUUCAGGCAACAAGUGCAGCUGUCAAAGCAACAAGCCCUGCAGACGCAGAAGAUUGCGUCGGCUCGCGUGUAUGUUGAACGAGCAAUUCAGUGGAUGAAAAUAUUCAAAAUUCUAGCAAGUAGGAUUCCGUAA
Molecule: messenger RNA, 468 nt
Organism: Ixodes scapularis (black-legged tick)
Lineage: Eukaryota; Metazoa; Arthropoda; Arachnida; Ixodida; Ixodidae
Exons: 1
Coding region: 1-468 (155 amino acids)
Source: RefSeq, a predicted model, not a curated record